AAAGUUUAUUGUGAACCAAGUUAAUGCGUUAUCUUUGUUUUGCCAGUUUAGCAUGGCGAACGAAGAGGAACGACAACUUUUAGUAGUUAUUUUUGACGUAAAUCCAGUAUGGUGGGGAAUUAAAUCUCUACAAGGACAAGCGCAAAUCACAAAAUGUCUGGACUGUCUUCUCGUGUUCGUUAAUUCCUACCUUAUGUUACGGCAUGACAACAAGCUUGCUAUUAUUGCAAGCCAUUCAACUAAAAGUGUAUUUCUCUACCCUGCACAAGAGAGCAGCCAUUCCCCUGACCCAUCAAAAGCAAGCAUAUCUGACCAGGCUGGUGGUGAUUGUAGAUAUGAACACUUUGCAAAAGUUGAUGACUCCGUAACGGACAAGUUUAAAGAGCUUAUGAGAGACGGUUGUGAAAAAAAUGACAUUAGAAGAGACUCUCUUAUUGCAGGGUCCAUGGCAAUUGCUUUAUGCUAUAUUCAUAGAAUGCAGAUUGAAUCUCAAGGUAAUACCAAACUCAACGCACGGAUACUUGUAAUAAAAGCAGCAGACGACGCAGCUUCACAGUAUAUGAGUUUCAUGAAUGUUAUAUUUGCAGCACAAAAAGAGCGAGUUGUAGUUGAUGCUUGUAUAUUGGGUCAAGACUCCGGAUUACUUCAGCAAGCCUGUGAUAUGACAAGCGGAAUGUACUUAAAAGUUCCUCAUCAAGAUGCAUUCCUUCAAUAUCUACUUACUGCCUUUCUUACUGAAGCUGAGCUGAGAAAAGAGAGCUUGGUACUUGCACAGAGCAGCAGGCCAAGAGAAGUUGAUUACAGAGCUGCAUGUUUUUGCCAUCGUAGUCUUGUGGAUGUUGGAUUUGUCUGUUCUGUGUGUUUGUCAAUUUUCUGUCAGUUUAGCCCAAUUUGCUCUACAUGUGAAACUGCAUUUAAGCCGCCGGUGCUGGCUUCAAAAAGCAGAAAAAAACGCAGAGCAUUGCCUGCGAAUGGUACGUAAAUAUGCACUAAUGCGACUCUUGUAUUGAACUGAAGUGGUUAUUUGCAUUAACUACAACAACGGGUGACACUGGAAAAGAACAUGAAAAGAAAAAAUAGGAAGGAUGUACACAAUCCAAUUACUAUCCAAGUGAACAAAAUAACAUUUCUAUUUCUGUGAAUCCAAAUACAUUAACAUGUGAUGCAG
This is a messenger RNA of Ciona intestinalis (vase tunicate), 1168 nucleotides long. NCBI's taxonomy places the organism in Eukaryota, Metazoa, Chordata, Ascidiacea, Phlebobranchia, Cionidae. The record is from RefSeq and is a predicted model, not a curated record.